This is a messenger RNA of Dunckerocampus dactyliophorus (ringed pipefish), 13491 nucleotides long. It is a transcript of the gene akap12a, whose product is annotated as A kinase (PRKA) anchor protein 12a. Gene Ontology annotation, biological process: regulation of protein kinase C signaling; signal transduction. Gene Ontology annotation, cellular component: cytoplasm. The coding region runs from base 79 to 11568 and encodes 3829 amino acids. The transcript is spliced from 4 exons. Gene Ontology annotation, molecular function: protein kinase A binding; calmodulin binding. NCBI's taxonomy places the organism in Eukaryota, Metazoa, Chordata, Actinopteri, Syngnathiformes, Syngnathidae. The record is from RefSeq and is a predicted model, not a curated record.
UCUUUCAAGCGGAAAACGUCCUUUUUUGAUUCUUUGGGACGGUGAAGGGUGCCGGGGUGGGUUAGCCUCUGCGUGAGGAUGGGGGACACACAGUCAGCACAGAGGGAGAGCGCCCAGGAUGAUGAUGCUGCUGCAGUGGAUGAUGUGCAACAACACAAUGAGAAGCUUCUCAAAAACGAUGCGCAGCUCAGCGGAAAUCCAGGCGGGCCUUUAAUGGAAGCGGACAGCCUUUAUGCGGAUAGCAUCACUCCACAAGCGUCAGCCAUUCUUUCUCAAGUGGAGGAGGUUUCACAAAAGCCUCCUAAAGAGGUGGAGAUGCUGUUAGGAAAUAUAACAGUGCCUGAAUCAAGCACAAAGGCUGACCAAAAAGACAGUGAAAUGGAAGAAAAGCAUGACGGCAUCGGUGAGACCUUUAAGAACUUCUUCAGUAAAUUUGGUUUGAUGUUCACAAAGAAGCAAAGCUCGAGUGACCGAGCCGAGUUAAGAGAUGUCCCUGAGGCCGACACUGAGAAACCUGAGGUCGAGGACGCUUCUGACAGCGGCAGAACCGAGCAAACUCCAACACAGGAAAGUGAUUCACCGUGUCCGACACCGAGACCAACAGGGGAAGUACUAGAAGACAUGGAGACCAAAGAAGCAGACAAACCUGACGUUGAACAUGAAUGGACACACUUAGAGACCACGUCUGAACACCCUCCGGCAUCUACCACCAAAGAGAACAUGCCCAUGUCUCCAAUUAAAAGGUAUUUCACUACAGGAUUCUUUUCCGGAAUGCGGAAAAAGAGUUUGUCAGAGGAAGACGAGAUCACUAUCAGAGAGCUGGUUCAACAGGAAGCAGAAGAAACUGCACCAGACCGACAAGAUGACACUGAAGCACAUGAGAGCCCAUGCACUGAUGCUGCAAAAGACAACCAGGAAGAAAUUCCAUCAACCAUUUUGGUCGGUGAACCUGAAAUGUCUCAAGAGACAGAGAAUGUUCUAGCCAGUCCUCUGAAGAAACUCCUGUUUGGCUCUAGUUUGAUGAAACUCUCCGGAAAACAAAAAGAUGAAAAACCAAAUGAUGAUGGAGACUGUAAAGCACGACCACACGGUGAGUUGGACCAGCUUUCGUCAUUAAUGGAUUUGCCCAUGAAUCCUAAAAAUGAAAGUCCUGCAGAGGUGACAGAGGAGGAGGAAGAGAGUGCAUGGGCCACAUUUAAGAAACUGUUAUCUCCAAAGAAUCGUUUGAACCGAUCUCUCUUGAACAACAAAGACACAAAAACCUUGAUCCUAAAGGAGGAGGAGAUACUACACAGUGUGGAAGAGAGCAAAAAGCGCAAAGAUUCCGUUGUUUCCUGGGAUGCUAUUCUUUGUGGCUCUAGGAGGAGAAGUCACAGACUGUCAGACUCCGAUGAAGAAACACCUACAAGUGAUCACAUUGAUAAAUUAAGAAAUGGUGUGGAAGUAACAGAAAUCAGUAACAACACUAGUGAGAUUCCAGCCCCUGCCCCCAAACGAGCCGGAAGCCCCACGGAGUGUGAUGAUGAGUCUCCAUGGAAUGCCUUUAAAAGACUCCUAAGCCCAAAAAGGAAACCCAAGUGUGAGGAGGGAAAUGUCAGUGACGGCACUCAAGAAAACUUAUUUUUUUCAGCAAAGAUGUUCCCAGGCCACAAAAAGAGAAAGUCUGUCACAAAGGAAGUCCAGGGAGCAUCUCCCCUUGAAGCCAAUCAGGACCUAAUUCUUGGUGAUGUAGAAUCGGAGGCUCUUGCUGUUGUUCUGUUUUCUGAAUUUGACACAGUUGAGACGGAUGUUAAAGCAAAAGAGACAGAUGUUGAGAGUCAAAUACCCAGUGAACCCAACCAAAACAUGCACACAGAACCAGGUCAACCUUUGGAUAACCUGCAGACUGUAGAUGCCAAAGUCCAACACAUUUCAGAAAAUGUGGCACGAACAAAUGAAGUCCCUGCCGACCUUACAAUGUUUAUCAGCAAAGAACUCUGUGAUAUUCCAGAGGAAAGCGAGAUGACAGAGACCACGGCCACUGCUGCGACAGCCACCCAUGACCUUCCCAGAGAAAACACCACAGCAGAAGAGCUGACAUCUGAGGCCAUUACCGCACCGCAGCCUACAGAUGCUACUACCCUUGCCGAUGAAAGUGAGAUGAUGUCCACACUCUCCCAGGUGUUGGAGUCUUCAAAUACAUCAGGCAACAAGACACCGGUCCCUGCUGCAUGCCAAGUCAAGGAAACAGAAGGACUUCUGAAGCACGUGGUUGAAACCAUCUCCGCAACACCAGCGGUAGUUCCAUUGAUUAGUUCUGCCUCUGAUCAAAUACUUGAAACGUUUGUCCAAGAGGAGACCAAAACCUUGGAAGUUGACGAUUGUGAUGCUGUAAUUGCCAAUGAAAUGGAUGAAACAGCAGCAAUGACGCGCAUAUCUGAAGUCAUAGAAGCCUGCUCCACAGAAACUACAACUCAGAUUCCAAAAGAGGAGCUGGACACCACAAAAAUGAUAGUAGAUGAAAUGAAAGAGGCAAUCAUUCUAAACCAAGUGGACGGUUAUAAUGAGGUCCAUGAUUAUGAAGCCUGCCUGAGUGAUGCCAACACAUCUUCAGAUCUGUUGUCUGAAAGUCAAGAAAUGACCACAGAUAAUGUUGUCAUCGUUGGAAAUAAAACAGAAGUCUCCAUAGCGGUGACUCCAGAAGCUGAAAGCAAAUAUGAAGCAGUUGACCAGGAUGCGCAAUCUUUGCUGGAGAGUACUGAUCAAUUGCAAGAUGAGGAUCAUCCUCCUUUGUUGGACGAGGAGCUGCAAAGAUUGGCAGAUCUCGAAGGAGACACAAAAGAUUUGCCUGAAAUGAGUGUCCAGUCAGGUGAAAAACCAGAACAGAAAACAUCUCCUAGUUGCAAACUAAAUGAACCAGAUGCAGAACAAGACACUCUACUAGAUGUUACUCAGCUACUUGAAGUCAAAGCAACAUCAGAAGACCUUCAGGAAGCAACAGAGGAACCAAAGCCACCAACAGAACUUUUACCUGUCAUGGAUUCUGCUUCUGAUAGUGGAAGCUCAGAGACGUGUGGUGUUCAACUAGUUGACGAUGAACUAAUUCCAGUUGCAAGUGACCUCAAAGAGACAACAAAGCCUAUGCCUGAAGUCUGUGCUGCGUUAGAAAACAAUGAAGAUGCAGAGAAAGAGGAAAUAUCAGAUGACAUCACUGAAGAGGGAACUCUUUCAGUUGAGAAGACUGUACAAGUGACAAAAAUGAAUGCUGAAUCUGACAACCAAGACCAGGAAGAAGUGAAUGCAUCCAAAAAUGAAAACUGUCAACUGACAGCGCCACCAGAAGAUGUGGAAGCAACAGAGGUGGAAUCAGAUGAUGAAAACGUCCUGGCAAUUAAAUCACAAGAUGAAUCAAAAACAACUCUUUCAGAAGAAACAGACAGAGAAGACCUCAAUUUGGACACCGUGCCGUUAACUGAAGACAACAUUGGGCUAGAAGACAAAGACAUCAAAGCACCUGAAAUUGAACUUAUUCAGGAACAAAAUGUAUUUGAAGAAGAACAGGAAACACAAUUUGAAUCACGUGAAGUUGAUGAAAUGAAUGCAAAACCAGAGGGCCAAGAUGAGAAAGCAGUGAAUGCAUCCAAAAAUGAAAUUAAUCAAAGGAUUGAGCUGCCAGAAGAUGUGGAAGCAACAGUGUCAGAACCAGAUAAUGCAAAUGUCCAAGCAAUUAAAUCAGAGCAAGCAUCAAAAACAAUAUUUUUUGAAGAAACCGCAGGUGAAAACCUCAACGAGGACACCGUGCCACUAGCUGAAGUCAACGCUGAGGUAGAAGACAAAGACACGACAGCAACAGAUGCACCUGAAUUUGAACUUAUCUGUGAAAAACGGAUAUUAGAAGCAGCACAGGAAGCACAAUUUAAAUCAGGUGAAGUUGAUGUCCAAGCCAUUGACCACAAAGUAGUAUCAGAAGACAUUCUUGCAGAAGAACAUCUGACUGAAGAACCCAAAGAGGAGACUGUAUCCAUGUCUGAAACUAAAGCUGAGCCAGAAGACCAUCAGGCAGCGAAUGAAUCCCAAACUGAACUUGUGAAAGAGGUAGAAGUAGCAGAAGUUGAGGUGAAUAACGAUGAUGUCCAAUCAGUUAACGCUGAACAAAUAUCAGAAGGUAUGUUUGCAGAAGAAACUGUGAAAGUCCAAAAUAGAACUUUGCAUAUGACUGAGUUCAGUGUGGAGCUUAUAAAGGAGCACAAAAAUACGGUGGAUGCAGCUACAACUGAACUUAUUCAAGGAGAGGAAAUAAUUGAAGCCGUAGAAGACACAGAUGAAGCUGAUGCACAUUUUAUUGAAGACAAAGAUGUAGCAGACGGCACUCAUCAAGAGAAGGCAAUGGCAAAAGAACUACAAGAGGAGAAUGGGCCUCUGGGGGAAGGGCACGCAUCUAAAAAGGAAAUUGUGAAAGACACAGAUGCUGAAGCACUAUCAACACAGAGAGAAUCAGAUAAAAUCAAUGACCAAUUACUUAAAUUUGAAGAAGCCAUCUUUGCUGAAGAAACAAAGAUGAAGGAACCCAAAGAGGAGGAGGUGCCUCCAACUGUCAAUGUUGAACCUGAAAGUAAAGACCAGAAAAUAGUGUUUGUAGUCCAAAGUGAACUUACACGAGAACAACUUGUUGCUGAAGAGGAUGAAGAAAUAUCAGAUGGCGUUACUGAAGAGGGAACAGAUUCAGUCGAGAAAACUGUUUCAGUGACAGAAAUUAAUGUCGAACCAGAGGCUCACGAUCAGGAAGCAGUGAAUGCAUUCAAAAAUGAAAUUAGUCAAGAGAUAGAGCUGCCAAAAGAUGUGGAAGCAACAGAGUUAGAACCAGAUGAUGCAAAUGUCCAAGCAAUUAGAGGAAUCAGAUUUAAAUCAGGUGAAGUUGAUGUCAAAGCCAUUGACGACAAAGCAGUAUCAGAAGACAUUCUUGCAGAAGAACUUCUGACUGAAGAACCCAAGGAGGAGACUGUAUCCACGUCUGAAACUAAUUCUGAGCGAGAAGACCUUCAGGCAGCAGAUGAAUCUCAAACUGAACUUGUGAAAGAGGUAGAAGCAGCAGAAGCUGAAGUGAAUGAAGAUUAUGUCCAAUCAGUUAAAGCUGAACAAAUAUCAGAAGGCAAGUUUGCAGUAGAAACUGUAACAGGUGAAGUCCAAACCCGAACUUUGCAUCUGAAUGAGUUGAGUGUGGAGCUUAUAAAGGAAGACAAAAAUGCGGUGGAUGCAGCCACAACUCAACUUAUUCAAGAACAGGAAGUAAUUGAAGCUGAUGUACCUUUCAUUGAAGACAAAGAAGUAUCAGAUGACACACAUCCAGAGAAGCAGAUGGAAGAAGAACUACAAGAGGAGAAGGAGCUACUGGAGGAAGGGGAUGCAUCCAAAAAUGAAAUUGUGAAAGACAGAGAUGUGGAUGUAGUCAAAACUGAACUUACACGAGAACAACUUGUUGCUGAAGAGGAUGAAGAAAUAUCAGAUGGCGUGACUGAAGAAGGAACAGAUUCAGUCGAGAAAACUGUUUCAGUGACAGAAAUUAAUGUCGAACCAGAGGCUCACGAUCAGGAAGCAGUGAAUGCAUUCAAAAAUGAAAUUAGUCAAGAGAUAGAGCUGCCAAAAGAUGUGGAAGCAACAGAGUUGGAACCAGAUGAUGCAAAUGUCCAAGCAAUUAGAGGAAUCAGAUUUAAAUUUAAAUCAGGUGAAGUUGAUGUCAAAGCCAUUGACGACAAAGCAGUAUCAGAAGACAUUCUUGCAGAAGAACUUCUGACUGAAGAACCCAAGGAGGAGACUGUAUCCACGUCUGAAACUAAUUCUGAGCGAGAAGACCUUCAGGCAGCAGAUGAAUCUCAAACUGAACUUGUGAAAGAGGUAGAAGCAGCAGAAGCUGAAGUGAAUGAAGAUUAUGUCCAAUCAGUUAAAGCUAAACAAAUAUCAGAAGGCAAGUUUGCAGAAGAAACUGUAACAGGUGAAGUCCAAGCCCGAACUUUGCAUCUGAAUGAGUUGAGUGUGGAGCUUAUAAAGGAAGACAAAAAUGCGGUGGAUGCAGCCACAACUCAACUUAUUCAAGAACAGGAAGUAAUUGAAGCUGAUGUGCCUUUCACUGAAGACAAAGAAGUAUCAGAUGACACACAUCCAGAGAGGCAGAUGGAGGAAGAACUACAAGAGGAGAAGGAGCUACUGGAGGAAGGGGAUGCAUCCAAAAAUGAAAUUGUGAAAGACAGAGAUGUGGAUGUAGUCAAAACUGAACUUACACAAGAACAACUUGUUGUGGAAGAGGAAGAAGAAAUAUCAGAUGACAUUACUGAGGGAACUGGUUCAGUCGAGAAGACUGUAUCAGUGACAGAAAUGAAUGUUGAACCAGAGGCCCAAGAUCAGGAAGCAGUGAAUGCAUCAAAAAAUGAAAUUAGUCAAGAGAUACAGCUGCCAGAAGAUAUGGAAGCAACAGAGAUAGAACCAGAUGACACAAAUGUCCAAGCAAUUCAAUCGCAAGAAUUAAAAGCAAUAUUUUUUGAAAUAACCACAAGCGAAAACCACAACGAGGACACAGUGCCGCUAGCUGAAGACAACGUUGCGGUACAAGGCAAAGAUACUAAAGCAACAGAUGCACCUGAAUUUGAACGUAUCCGGGAAAAAUGGGUAUUAGACGCAGAAGACGAAAUACAAUUUGAAUCAGUUGAAGUUGAUGUCCAAGCCAUUGACCACAAGGUAGUAUCAGAAGACAUUCUUGCAGAAGAACAUCUGACAGAAGAACCCAAACAAGAGACUGUAUCAAUGUCUGAAACUAAAACUGAGCCAGAAGAAAACUAUCAGGCAGCGAAUGAAUCCCAGACUGAACUUGUGAAAGAGGUAGAAGUGGCAGAAGCAGAAGUGAAUGAAGAUGAUGUCCAAUCAGUUAACGCAGAACAAAUAUCAGAAGGUAGGGUAGUAGAAGAAACUGUGAAAAGUGAAGUCCAACACAGAACUUUGCAUCUGACUGAGUUCAGUGUGGAGCUAAUAAAGGAAAACAAGAAUGUGUUGGCUGCAGCCACAAUUCAACUUAUUCAAGAGCAGGAAGUAUGUGAAGCUGUAGAAGACACAGAUGAAGCUAAUGUACCUUUCAUUGAAGACAAACAAGUAUCAGAGGACACUCAUCCAGAGAAGAGGAUGGCAGAAGAACUAAAAGAGGAGAAGGGUCCUCUAGAAGAAGAGCAUGCAUCCAAAAUGGACAACGUGAAAGAUAUAGCAUCUGAAGUACUAUCAACACAGACAGACUCUGAUGAAAUCGAUUUCACAUUACUUAAAUCUGAAGAAGCCAAUUUUGCAGAACAAACAAUGAUGAAAGAACCCAAAGAGGAGGAGGAGGCGACUGUCAACGUUGAACCAGAUAGUGAAGAACAGAAAGAAGAGGUUGUAGCCAAAACUGAAGUUACGCAUGGGCAAGCUGUCGCAGAAGUGGAAGAAGAACCAUCAGAAAGCAUUACUAAAGAGAAAAUUCUUUCAGUUGAGGGGACUGUGCCAGGGACAGAAAAUAAUGUUGAACCAGAGGACCAAGACCAGGAAGCAGUGGAUAGAUUUCAAACUGACUUUACUCCAGAAGCAGUACAAGUUGAAGUCUUACAAUCAGAGGAAGUCGAAGUGCUUAAAUCAGAAGAAAUAACAGAUGAUGUUCUUGCCGAGGAACCUACUAUAGCUGAACUCAAAAAGGAACUUGAGCCUCGACCCGAAAACAGUUCAGAGCCAGAGACCAGAACUGCUCCGGAAUCAAAGGACAAUUACGUCCAAUCAGUGCAAAGAGAUGAUAUGGCAGAAGGUAUUCUGGCAGGGAAGACAACAACAAUGAACUUCAAUGCUGAAACAGAAGAACCGCAAGUUAAAGAUGCAAAAAGCAAUCCCAUUCAAGAGCAAGAUGUAUCACAUGACGAAGAAGACACUGCAGUUGAGACAGAAAGAGUGGAACAGGAGGAGAAGGCUUUGUCUGGACAAGAAUUUAUAGCAACCACUGAGGAAAAACCUGAAAAGGAAACUUUGGUAGAAGAAAUUCAAAGAACAGAGACAGAGAAUGAAAAGGCUUCCAAGAGAGAGCAACUCAAACCCCAACUGAAUCGGACUUUUGGUGAAGUGGAGGCUCAAAAACCAGAAACUAACACUGAGAACUUCCCACAAGAUGUCCUGGAGGAGAAGGAAGAAUUCCACACACCAGAUAUCACAGAGGAGUUAGACACAUUUGCAGCUGAACGUGUAUGUUUAAACAAUAGAGAAACAAGUUCUGCUCAGAUAUCUGAACAGGUUAUUUACAAAGAUAUUCCAGCAUUUUGUGGAGAUCUUGAGGUGCACCUAAAUGAUAUGGGAACUAGAAUUGAGGAAGAAAAACGUGAUUUUAUACAGGCAGAGGGGAGGACUGCUGCAGAUGUGCACGCUUUGGUUAUGCAAGUAACAAGAUGUCACCUUAAAGAGGUCUCUGCUUCAAUCACUGCUUUAGUUGAAAAACCAUCAGUUGAACAAGAACCCCUCACAAGCUCAUCGGUAAACGAGUCAGAUGAAACAGCUGUGCCUGAAACCCAGCUAAUGAAAAACAACAUGCCAGAGACAGCACAGGUGGAGAAUGAGGUGAUGAUGAUGCAUGUGCCAGUGACACUGAUCAAGGACAAUCACAGAAUUCAGGUACAAGUUGUCAAUGUUGACGUCACAUCAGCCGAGAGGAUACACAAUUCAACGCUGGAGGUCGGGGUAAAAGAAGACAAAGAAGUCAUCAAUGUGUGUCACAGAAGUGUUGAGAAUGUUGAAAAUGUUUCAGCAUUUUUGGAAGUUGAGAAAGUAUCUAAUGAGGAAAAUGUGGUGAUCCUUCAAGAGGUUGUUGAACAUGUGAAGAGGACACAACCUGAGACAUUACAAGAAUCUGUAAUUGACAAGUUGGGGGAAGAGGUUUUCAAAGAAGUACCAGACUGGGAGCAUGCUGGCCAAAGUGAGAAUUUGGCAGAAGCGUCUCAAGAGUAUAUCCCACAAAGUUCACAUGUGUCUGUGCAUCAAGAGAAAAAAAACAGGGAUGACCUGGAAAAAACUGAAGUGACAGAGGGCGCAACGUUCCCAUCGGCAGAGCUGCCUGCAAAUGAGGAUGAUAUGGACACCACGGCAGCAGAAACAUUCCAAAGCCAAACGCUAUCACUCAGUGAUCCUGCAGUACCCACAUAUCUUUCUUUGCCUGAGCAGGAAAACGCACUAACUUCCAUACCAACUACAGUAGGGACAAAGGAAGAACAACGACUAGUUGUGUCUGAGGAUGAGGAAACAGAUGAAACAACAACGCAAACUGAGGAACAUAUGUCUCAAAUAUACUCAGCUGAUAGCCAAAACGACACAGAGCCUACAAAAGAAGUUUCUCAAAGACCGGUAGUGGAAGAGCACAUGGAUCUAGUGGAUAGUCAUGAAGAGUUCGAAAUGACUGAAGAACGUGCACCAGUAGAAGAAGAACCCUUAUCCCAGAUAGAUACGGUUGAUAGCCAAAUUGAGACAAAUUUAACUCACAAAGUGGUUCAAGUCCCAGUAGAAGAGGAACCUUUAUCCCAAACAGACCAAGUUGAUAACCAACAAACGAAAGACAAAACUGCGGACAUUGCUCAACACCCAGUAGAGAAAAAACCCUUAACCCAGAUAGAUCAAUUUGAUAGUCAAAAACAAAACAAAAAAACAGAGGAUGUUCUUCUGGCCACAGUAGUAGAAGAGCCCUCAUCCCAAAUAGACACAGUUAAAAUUGAAAAAGAUAGAGAAGUAACUGAUCAAAGUGUUCAGGGAUCAGUAGUGGAAGAAACCCUAUCCCAACUAGAUCCAGUUGAUAACCAAAAAGAAGUAACCAUGGAAGUUGUUCAGGUCCCAGCAACAGAAGUGCCCCAAGUAGAUACAGGAGUUAGUCCUGAACAAAAACAGGCGCCAGGAACUGGAGAGCAAACAAAUGAGUGCCACAAACAGACAGAACUACCCAAGGAAGACGCUCUGGGAACAAACAUAGAGGAACAUUUAGCCCAAAUAUACCCCAAAAAGACAGAGCUAACUGAGGAAGCUGUUCAGGCCCAAGAACUGGAUAAGUCCUUGUCACCAAGCUACAAACAGACUGCACUAACUGAACAUGUUCACGUACCAGAAACAGGAGAGGCCGUAUCACGAAUAGAUUAUGGGAAUAAUUAUGAACAGGCAGAGAAACCCGAGGUAGCGGUCCAGGCCCCAGAAACUAAAGAGUCUUCAUCUGCAAAAGAUUCAGUAGACAGCCAGGAACAGACAGUGCUACUUGAUGAACAUGUGCAGGUAGCAGAAGCAGAAGACUCCAUGUUGCAAACAGAUACAGCCAACAUUCAUGAAAAGGCAGUACAACAAAUUGAAGCGCCUGUUCAAGCAAAACAAACUGAAAAGCCAUUAUCCCAAAAUGACACAGUUCAGAACCAGAAACAGACAGAGCUAACCAAAGAACAUGUUCAGGAACCAGAAGCAGAAAAGAUUCUAUGUACUACAGAUCCAUUUGAGAGCCAAAAAACAAAAGUGCUAACAGAGGGACAUGUUAAGGCACCACAAACAGAUGAGUCCAUAUCCGAAGAAAGUCCAUUUGCGAGCCAGAAACAAACAGAACUACCUAAAGAACAUGUCGAAGAACUGGAAGAGUCCUUAUGCCGAACAGAACCAGUCAUGAGCGAGAAACUGGCAGAGGUAAAGGAGGAACAUGUUCAGGAACCAAAAAUUGAGGAAUGCUUAUCCAAAACAGACACAGUUGACAGCAAAAAACCUACAGUGCUACCGCAGGGACUUGUACAGGAUCCAGAAGUAGAAGAAUCCACAUCCCAAACACAUCCAAUGGAGAGCCACAUACAGGCAGACCUAGCUGAAGAACACGUUCAGAAACAAGAAGGAGAUGAGCCGUUAUCCCUAACAGAUGCAGUUGGGAGGGGGAAAGACACAGAAAUACUUAAAGAACAUGUUCUAGAACCAGAAGAGGCCAUAUUCAAAACAGGUCUAGUUGACAGCUACAAAAAGACAGAACAGCAGAAGGAAGUUGGUCAGAAACCACAAGCCCAAACAGAUCAAGUUAAGGAGAAUCAGGCCGAGCUAUUUGAGGAACCUGUUCCGCUUGUAUUGCAAGAAAAGACAUCAAAGAGCGAGAGACAGACAGGGGGACAUGUUCUGCAACAGGAACCAGAGCCAGUCCAGUGCCAUGGACAGACAAAGCUACCUGAAGUUGGUGUUCACAUGAAAGAAAUCUCAGAGCCUGAUUCAACAGAGACCAAAUAUCCUCCAGUCCAGAUGGUUUCUGCCAUCAAACCAACAGAAACCACACAACCGGCAGAAGAAACAUCCACACACCGCCAAAUAUCAGAGGCCCCUGUCAAAGAAGCAGAGGAGGGAAACGAGCAGGACGUAUGGAUGGAUGCCGAGGAAGACAUCGGCAUUCUGGAGGACGCUGAAGCUGAGCAGUCGCUCCAAAACAACAUCCCCCAAGAACCAGAAGCAGUGCGCUGCAACGAGUUCCAGAUCCCGUCGAACCCUGAGCCAGAGGCACAAGACAGUGAGGGGGAAGAGAACGCCACAGUCAUGGAGUGGGAUUAAGUGGACGGUUUUUAAGUCCAUGAAGCUGCAAAGGAGGAUCAAAAGGAAGGAAAAGCAGGAAAAAGACAUCUCACUGAUGCUUUUCUUUACGAUCACUAUCAAUACAUUGUCACUGGAAUCACUGCUUAAAACCAUUUGUAUGACUGACAAGUCCUAACAAGCAACAAGUCAGUUUAUAGUCUUAUGUAUUUCUCAUUACAACAUUUGGUCUAUUGAAUCAUAUUUGUUUACAUAGCUGACUGCGGCAUUUGCUACAAUACAAUUUCAGUCACACACUGGUAAACUUGCAAUCUACAUAAUUAGUAAUGUACAUCUGUAACCACAGCUGCCCUGGGGUAGCCUGACAGGAACAUGGCUGCCAAAUCAUCAGUCUCUCCUAUCACCACCAAAUAUUCAUUCACAUUCAUACACCAGUAUGGGCAACACCGGAGGCAAGGUGGGCGAAGUGUCUUGUCCACGGACACAACAACAGUGCAGGGUUCCAGAAUAACUUUUUUUUUUUUUUUUUUUAUACCAGCAGCACAGUGGCCCCAUUUUAGGAGCGCAAGCAGAAAAUAUAGGGGUGCACACUGAAAUCAACUUGCAAAGUAAAUGUUCACAUUUCUUCUUACUUUGACUGUAUUAUUGAGAAACACACACUUAACAGUUUAAUCUUUAUAAUCAUAUGGUGAGUUCAAACAUACAAUAGUUGUAUUCAAAACAGGGGCCCCGGGACAAUAUAAAGUAUAAAUUCAGGGUUCAAGCAAAUCGUCUUUGGUGAGCUACUCAACAUCAGCUGGCUAGCUCACGGGCUACCUGUUGGAGACCCCUGUGAUAGCAUCACUGUCUUAAAGCUGGACACACUACGUGUUUAUAUUAAACAACUUAGACACACAACUAGUGUUUGGAAGACACAAUAUUAUUAUGACAGCAAAAGAGUAGGGUUGUUAAGUGACAGCACGUACCCCAUUAACGUAAUAGCCACUUGCAGCUUCCCUGUGGGGCAAAAAUGUGCUCCAAAUGAACGGCAUUGCUUGUUUGUUUUAAAGACAGAAUGUCCCCAUGGUAAAAAAAAAAAAAAAAAAAUGACGUUUGGAGUCCGAAGACCAGAUGCUAGGCAGAAAAGUAGCUAGCUGGCUCCAAACAAAAUGUGUAAACAAAGAUGGCAGAAAAGUGGAACGCCAAUGAGAUGGAAAGGUGAGCUAUCACACACGCUGGCACAGAUGGGCCUGGCCUGUGCUACUAAGCUGUCAAUACGGGACGCAUACCUUUACUUGGUCGCACUUGCGUGAGUAGGUGAAAAACGCACUUGCAAUGUCUCAAAUUUUAGUCGCAAAAUGCAACUAUUUAGCUGCAGUCGUGAGCUCUGCAGCGACCGGGACGGCGGAAGCGGGCAUCGAAUCAACAACGUUCUGGUGUGGACGACCUGCUCUCCCUCCUGAGCCACUGCUGUCCAGAAUGAAGCACUUCACAUUUUUAUGUUAAAAUGUAUGGGGGGUAAAGAAACAAACUUUUCAUAGAUCUCACAAUAUGCAGCACACGUUCACAAUACAACCUUUUUUUUCCCCACCAUUUCUUUUUAUUCAUAUGGGAUCCAUAUGCAAUAAGCCUGCUGCUGUACAUGACCUUGCACAUUGUAAACAUGCAGCAACAAUAUAGAAUAUGAACACAUUUACUUACUAUUUUUGAUAUUACACACAGAACGAUGAAAGCUCACAUUCUGGAGGCAUUCUGCAUAAUUGCAUCAGCUGCAUUUCAUUCACAUAUUUUUCCAAAAUGCUGAUGCCAAAUGUUGUGGCCUUUACUGAAGAAUAAACGAGAGAGAAAAAAAGUCCAGCCAUCAGUGUUUGUUUAUUUGACACGCCAGACUUAUUAUUCCCCAUGGUCGCAGUAGUUGCCCUGUAUGUUUAUUUAACCAUUACACAUGCUGUCAUUUUCGUGUUG